This is a messenger RNA of Drosophila kikkawai, 2330 nucleotides long. RefSeq names its product major facilitator superfamily transporter 16 (gene MFS16). NCBI's taxonomy places the organism in Eukaryota, Metazoa, Arthropoda, Insecta, Diptera, Drosophilidae. Gene Ontology annotation, cellular component: membrane. The record is from RefSeq and is a predicted model, not a curated record. Gene Ontology annotation, biological process: transmembrane transport. Gene Ontology annotation, molecular function: glucose 6-phosphate:phosphate antiporter activity.
ACCCUAAACUGGUCACACUAUUUGUCUUUUGUUAUUUUUUCCACGAAGUAAUAUUUACUUCCUUCAGUGUUUGCUCGACGAUAAUAAUACAUGGCAACUGUCGCGUUUUCAGUGUCGCAUUAUCAAGUCAACCCAUUUAUUAACAAACUGCCAGCAGCCGCUCGAGUUCCGUGUUUUUUUGGGGGCGAGACAGAAACUGAAGUUAUAAGCGCCGCAAGCCGACGCAAGAAUACUCUAUAAAUUACUCGAUUACAACAAAAAAAGGUAACUGACUCUUACGGAACGGAGAACGCUCGCUGGACGUGAGCAGCGGCCACCUUUUUGGCUAGUGGCACCCCAAUCGGUCGAUGAGAGCUCCACUGGGUUUGGGCAGAACGCGUAAGAUGAGCAACAACUACAACGAUGUGCCCUUUGGCAUCCGGAUGGUGCAGCGGCUGUCGCGCCAAUGCUGCACCCGCUUCCACGCACGCAGAGAUUUGCUCUACAAAAUGUCUGUGUUUGUGCUAACCUUUCUGGCCUAUGCCUGCUACCACAUGUGCCGCAAGCCCAUAUCCGUGGUCAAGUCAGUGCUGCAGGGUAAUUGCUCUACAACGCCGGCCACGGCGGGGCAGGACUGUGGCUAUCCGCCCUUUGAUGGUCCCGAUGCCACCACCCUCUUUGGCAUGAUGGACUCGGCGUUCCUCUUCUCCUAUGCCAUUGCCAUGUUCGCCUCGGGCUUUGUGGCAGAGCGCGUUUCGCUGCGCUACUUCCUCUCCAUGGGCAUGAUCCUCACCGGCGUGUUCACCUACAUGUUUGGCAUAGCCCGCACCUCAAAUAUCCACAGCUUGUGGUAUUUCAUUCUGGUGCAAAUCUGCGCUGGCAUCUUCCAGACAACGGGUUGGCCUGGUGUGGUGGCCCUGGUUGGUCGCUGGUUUGGCAAAUCAAAGCGUGGCCUGAUCUUUGGCAUCUGGAAUAGUCAUACCUCGAUUGGCAAUAUUCUGGGCACACUGAUAGCAGCCCACUAUGUGGAGAGUGACUGGGCGAUGUCGUUUGUGGUGCCUGGCAUUAUCAUAGCAGCCGUGGGCUUUUUACUUUUCCUUUUUCUGGUGGAUCAACCGGAGAUUGUGGGCUGUUAUCCGCAGACAGGGCAGCAGGAGAGACGCGUGGCCAAUGAAUCGGAUCAGGAGGAUCAUGGGGAUGAUGAAGAGCAAAUACGACACAAUGAUGCUGAAAUCAACUACAGAUCGGCACCCACCGAACGCACUCCCAUUCUGGCCCGUUCAGCCUCUCAACAGCCCAUCCAUCAGAGGGGCCAUGGUCGCCCCAUAAGCCUGAUUGAUGCUUUGUACAUACCCGGUGUGGUGGAGUUCUCGCUGUGUUUGUUCUUUACCAAGCUGGUCAGCUACACCUUCAUGUACUGGCUGCCCCUGUACAUACAGUCUUCCAUCACCCUGGGCCCUCAGCUGUCCGCUGAUCUCUCCACCCUCUUCGAUGUGGGCGGCAUUCUGGGCGCCAUAGCUGCGGGCUAUCUAUCCGAUGUCAGCGGAAUGUCAGCCACCGUCUGCACCGGCAUGCUGUUCAUUGCCUCGCCCAUUUUGCUGAUGUAUCAACAAUAUGGUGCAUUGUCGCUUACGAUUAGCAUUUUCCUGCUGAUUGUGGUUGGCAUCUUUGUGAAUGGCCCUUAUGCUCUCAUAACGACCUCGGUGAGUGCGGAAUUGGGCCAGCACAGCUGUCUGGAGGGCAAUGCAAAUGCUUUGGCCACGGUAACGGCCAUAAUUGAUGGCACAGGAUCGAUUGGUGCCGCUGUGGGUCCGCUCUUAGCGGGUCUCAUUUCCACCACUGGCUGGCAGAAUGUCUUCCAUAUGCUCAUUGUGGCGGAUAUUAUAGCCAUGGUGCUGCUGGGACGACUGGUGAUCAAGGAGUUUUCUGCACUGCGCCGCUCAUCGCAUCGCAUACGGAUCGAAUAGCAGGCAGAGGAAGCGGAGAAUGUGGAUGUAGAUGUGGUUUGACCGUUUAUUUAUUUGUUUUAUUAAGCGUUCUGUGUACAUAUAGAACUGUUUCGGUUUGCGUUUACAUUCGAGAGCAUAUCAGAGUGUGAUUCUGAUCCUAGUUUAAACCUAAACUUAUUUUAAAUCCAUCAAGUUUACAGUUUUGAUAUAUAUUACCUACAUAUAUACAUAUACAUCUAUUUUGUAAUCUUGUGUGUGUGCGAACCUAGAGUGCGUGUGUGUCAGAGUCUCGUCGUUUUAAGUGCCGAACUAUCAUUAGUUUUUAGCGUAAUUCUAUAGCUAUGUAAAUACACUUUAUCGUACACUUUUCGUACACCACCAAUAAAACCGGAUUUGACUGUA